ACCAUUGGAGAGUUCAUAUCGCUAUGCGAGCAUGGCAGCUGGCUUGGUUAGCCCUUUCGGCGACAUGGGGCCGGGUUGUACUGUGUGUCUACAAGUAGGCUUUUCCAUUCCAAGCGUUAUGGGACAGGUUAGGACCGAUCGACGUGUCAACUUCUGUCAACAUUUCAUAUUGCCAGACGAUCCGAAGUUCUGGGGUAUGCCGAUGACCGCAAGAUAUCCUAUCCGAUAUUCUUUUGUUUGGUCGUCCUCUGGGAUUCGGAGCCCAGGACGGCUCGUAUGUUCAGUGCUUCAAUUCUUCGUGGAAACUACCCUUGGAUGUACCUCCUGGCAAAAUGAUGUUGGGUGAGUAAUCCUUCAUGCCGGACUCAUCCUUGUUAUCGACUUGGCCCGAAGGCAAUGUGGGCGAUGCAGAUGUCGAUCAACGUCAGCAUAAAUGACCGGUAAGGAACGUUUGCCUUCGAAUAAAGUUCGCUAUGAUUCCGUCUGUGUCUGUCAGCGCCCGUCGGACGUGAACCCGGACAACUUUGCACUGCCGCAGUUGGCACUGGCGCCUCCAUACCAGAUAUUGGCUCGUGGGGCGCUAGCCCGGAACUUGGGAUGUGUCCCCUUCAUUGUGAGUGCAUAUAGACCGAUAAACAGGUGGCAUCGUCAUCGCCAUCCAGUCGAAACGCUUGUGUUAGUCGGUCGGCAUAUCGUUGGUUUAACCGGUUAAUUACGACCGCCGAGGAAAACAACAGUCCUGUGUGCGUUCGCUAAGGGAGCGUAGGUUGACCUCCUUAGCGCAUAUGUUCUUGAUCACUGUACGUAUACAUGAACGAUAGUCGAGGUACAAAAUGG
This is a messenger RNA of Coniophora puteana RWD-64-598 SS2, 837 nucleotides long. RefSeq lists its product as uncharacterized. The record is from RefSeq and is a predicted model, not a curated record. Bases 434 to 712 code for a protein of 92 amino acids. Lineage: Eukaryota; Fungi; Basidiomycota; Agaricomycetes; Boletales; Coniophoraceae. The transcript is spliced from 2 exons.